Neurospora tetrasperma FGSC 2508 is the source of this 1503-nucleotide messenger RNA. RefSeq lists its product as uncharacterized. Bases 1 to 1503 code for a protein of 500 amino acids. The record is from RefSeq and is a predicted model, not a curated record. The transcript is spliced from 3 exons. NCBI's taxonomy places the organism in Eukaryota, Fungi, Ascomycota, Sordariomycetes, Sordariales, Sordariaceae.
AUGAAGACGAAGAAAGAGGAAAUCGAAUUCGUCGAUGGUCCAGUUGAUGAUACCCAGUCAACAGAGUCGGCGUCAGUAGCAGGAUCAACGCCUACGGAGCCCGAGACGACAGCAGAGCACCCGACCCUCACUCAACCUCUUCCGCCACCUGCCACUUUCACCAUCCGCACCAUCACCGCAUCCGCACAACCGCAGCCGCUAACCACACUCACGCCAAUCACACAUUCAGCCAGACCUCUACCCACGACGACAAGAGACAAGGAUGACGAUCCGGGGAAGACGAAGGAUAGGGAUAAGGAUAGGGAUGGGAAGCAUGAGAAGACGGACUCAGCCUCCGUCACAGAUGGAUUCACGACCGUCACAACGUCUCUCAAUAGCACUAUCGCCAUAACAACACCAACACCCACCGCCGUCUUCGCCAGCGCUACGUCUAGCGUGUUGAUUUCAGCCACGGCGAGCCCAGCUAUUAACAACGGAGCUGCUCUACAAGGAGCACAACAGAAGGGCACCAGUAGCGGGCACAUGUCUGGGGGUGCAAAGGCUGGCAUCGCCAUUGGAGUUGCUGCCGGCGUGUCCAUGCUCGCAAUCGUCCUCUUUUGGCUCAUCAAAUGCUUCUGUUCACGCAAAUCCGAAGCAGACACCGAGUCUUCCAUCCGCGCCUUUCUUUCGGGUGGAAAGUCCGGUCCCGGUAACGGUGGCCUGCCACCCCCAGCCACUGCUGCAGGCGCAGGCGCAGGCCAGCUCUCGUCCAACUUUGACCCGCGCAGCAACUCCCAGAUCCUCGACGAGCUGAUCGCCGCUUCGUACGCCCACCAAAAUGGCCAAGACAGCAGCAUCCCCAACGGCUACGUCCUCUCCGAUGAGAAGCAAGUCGACGGAGCCUACCCCGUGACCAUCAUCCAGCCCGCGCCUACCCAUCAGCCCGAAAUUCGCAAGUCCGUCGCCAGCUGGCUGCGCAAACACCAUCCCCUGAAGCUGAACCCUCUUUCCAUCAGAGGUAGCACCUUCUCGGCCUUUAGCAGCCGGCGCGCCUCAUCAGCCUACGGCAGCUCCCAACAAGGAGGAGGAGGAGGAGGAGGAGGAGGGGGAGCACGUGACUCCAUGGUUUCUGAUUAUCCUUCUCCCACCUCUUACGACCCGGAUGCUCCCCCCUUGCCGGAAAUCCCCGCUACGUAUUUUAACGAGAUCCCCAAGCCACUGAGUCCGAUGCCCAAGAAGCUGCCGACUGCGGCGGCAAAUAUGAAGGCUAUGAAGUUCCAGAGCGUGUGGUCGGAUAGUAGUGCGGGGACGGAUAUGGAUCGGUCGAGGAUGACGGUUUCGACGGAGGGGAAUGAGUCGUUGUUUAACUUGUAUGAGGGCGGUGAUGGCCAGGUAAGGGUCCCGUCGCAGGUUGUGACUUCGUUGUCGCCGCCGCCGCCGCCGCAUUUGAUGAAUAAGGAUCAGGACCAGGGACAUGAUCAGGGUCAGGGCCAGAGGGCGAGUUCGCCUACUUUGAGGCCGUAG